Labrus bergylta (ballan wrasse) is the source of this 2312-nucleotide messenger RNA. It is a transcript of the gene rgs9a, whose product is annotated as regulator of G protein signaling 9a. Lineage: Eukaryota; Metazoa; Chordata; Actinopteri; Labriformes; Labridae. Gene Ontology annotation, cellular component: plasma membrane; neuron projection; cytoplasm. The record is from RefSeq and is a predicted model, not a curated record. Gene Ontology annotation, biological process: intracellular signal transduction; regulation of G protein-coupled receptor signaling pathway; positive regulation of GTPase activity. Gene Ontology annotation, molecular function: GTPase activator activity.
UUUAAAAAAUAUUUUUUUUCUCCAUUUGAUUUGGUCUUUACUCACCUGCAAAUAUGACAAUAAGAACAGCCCGUCAGGACCGGGGUCAACAUUUUCGGCCCCGUAUGCACUGCUUCAAAAAGCUGGAGGCCAUUGUGGUGGAGAUGCAGGACCAAAAAAGUGGUGUCAAAGGCUCAGAGCAGAAACUCAACGUCUCUACCAUCCCACAUGUCAUCUCUGGUAAGGACGUCAUUGCAUGGAUUGCCAACAAGAUGAAGAGCACUGCAGAAGAGACUCUAGUCUUUGGCACCAUGUUAGUGGCCUAUGGCUACAUCUACCCCCUGCAGAAUCAUAAGAAGCUGGUCAUGUGCAAUGAUGCAAGCCUUUACCGCUUCCAGACCCCAUACUUCUGGCCUGCACAGAAAUGGGUUGCAGAGGACAGUGACUAUGCUAUUUACCUGGCAAAAAGGAACAUCCGCAAGAAAGGCAUGCUGGAACCCUAUGAACAGGCACAUUACAACCACCUCCAUGAAUUGCUGAACCACAAGUGGGAUUUCAUUGUGAUGCAGGCAACAGAGCAGUACAAGGCUGGUAAGGAGAGAAAGAAGCCAGAUCGUGUGGUGUUUGACUGCCAGGAGAGGGCUUACUGGAUAGUGAACAGGCCACCGCGUCGCACUCACAGUGCCAUGGAUGUUGGCCCAGAGCGUCUUAUUGAUCCCAACACAGAUGAGAAAAUCAGCUUUGACCAGUACAGACGCAUGAACAUAUUCUUUCAACAAGCCAUCAUGAGGUCAAAGGUCAAAUCCAGUGUGUCCCUUGGAGCACUGGUCAAGUACAUCACAACUUACAAAAACCAUGACCCAUUCCUGGCACCCUGUUUACCCAGCAACCCCUGGCUAUCAGACAACGACUCGUACUGGAACCUCAAUAUGAGAAGAGUUGAUGCCCCCACUAAGAUGCGAGUAGAGCGCUGGUCCUUUAGCUUUUUUGAGCUCCUGAGCGACCUGAGAGGCCGAGAUGACUUCAAGGUCUUCCUCAAGAAGGAGUUCAGUGGAGAGAACUUGGCUUUUUGGGAGGCAGCUGAAGAACUUAAGUGGGGUACAGCAUCCUCCAUGUCAACAAAAGCAGAGACCAUCUUCAAGACUUUUCUGGCCCCUGGUGCCCCCCGCUGGAUCAACAUCGAUGGCAGGACAAUGGGUCUGACAGUUAAAGGCCUGGACCACCCGCACCGCUACGUGCUGGAAGCAGCCCAGACACACGUGUUCCUGCUCAUGAAGAAGGAUACUUUCUUCCGUUACCUCAAGUCACCAGUGUACAAAGAAAUGCAGAAAAAAGCACUGAACCCCGAGCCUCAUAACUUCAGCCAAUCUCAGCUGGACCAAAAUGCUCAGAACCGAAGUGCAGGCAUCCAUCCCAUCAUCCUCUGGCAGCAGGAGGAGGAAGAAAAGGCCAAAGCUGCUGCUGCCGCUGCUCCCAUCGAUGUCAAGGCCAUGAUGAGCAAAAUAGACAGAAAGAAGUAGAGCUAUACAGUAUGAGACAUGCAACAUGCAAAUGAACCGGCCCUUGAUAAGGGUAUUUCAAUUGUACAGAAGAAUUUGCUUCACUCCUCAGUGACAUGCAAAUAAAUGUGAUUCUGUUUUAGCAAUGUAUCAAAUGUAAAAGAACCUCAAUGUCGAUGUAGGUUAAGUUGAUAAAACCUUGUAGGCAAAGACCCAUGGGACCAAAGUUGGCAAGUGGGCUCUGGCACAGAGCAUUUGUUGUUGGAAAGUAAAUCAAGCCAAGAGAAAAACACAAUAUGAGCAAAGAUAGUCACAAAAAGAUGAAGAACAACCACAAACACAUUAAAAAGAAGAAAUGUCUUUAAAGUGAAAUACUAGCAGAAAGAAACAGAACACAACAAAAACAAGUGUAAAAUAAACAACAAAAAAAUCAUUCAAAACAAAUUGAAGGAGACUACAAAGUGACUUUUGGUGACCAUUAGAAAGGCAGGACGACAGUUUUGGGGAUUUUACUUGCCUGUGAGCAGGGGUUCAUUGUCUCUAAUCUGUACAUCAAAAUGUAUUUAAUUUAAAGUCAUCUCUGAGGAUUAGGUUCAAAGGUAUUGAUGCAGUGAAACAGUAUUUUCAGACAUUCGAUUUGUCAAGUUUUUUUUUCAAUAAAUGACCUUAUAAAUCUCCUGUUAAAUACCUAAACGCCACAAAAUGAGUAUUCAUUAAAUUAGCUGUUUUGUCCAAAGAUAAGCAUGUGGUUUGUCUUUAUUCACUAUUUGUUCGAUGGAACUUACAAUUCUUAGACAUGCAUACAAGUCCAUUCAAUGAAGUUUGGCAAGAGAG